Syngnathus acus (greater pipefish) is the source of this 1822-nucleotide messenger RNA. Its product is annotated as leucine-rich repeat neuronal protein 4. The coding region runs from base 162 to 875 and encodes 237 amino acids. Lineage: Eukaryota; Metazoa; Chordata; Actinopteri; Syngnathiformes; Syngnathidae. The record is from RefSeq and is a predicted model, not a curated record. Gene Ontology annotation, molecular function: protein binding. The transcript has 2 exons.
GGGGGAGUGUGGGAGGUUGCAGUUGUUAGGGAGAGGAGAAUACAUAAAGGAGAAGCAGGCAAGUGAGGAAGCAAGUGGAGGACCAAAAACAGCAGCGAGAGGAGCUUCUUAAAGCAUUUCAACUACCCAAACCUCAAGCAACAACAUCUCCAGGUUGUGUGAUGGCUGCCAGCAGACAUGUUCCCUUGAUGGUCAUCUGCCUGCUUCUCUUCAGUGGCUCCACUCCCCAGCCUACCACAAAACAAAAGCCGGAGGUCAAUCGGACGCGACCCCUCGGACCCUCCGAAGCCCUUGAGAUCCCCCCGGAUGAAUAUUAUGACACUGAGCAGGACGUUACUACCGUUGCAGCUCCGCAGCUGUCCACAGACAGAGGAACUUCGAAGAAAUGUGACUACAACCCCUGCAAGGAGGACCAGCCCGAUUGUAUUACGCUCAAAAUCCUCCAUCACUGCUCGUGUCCGGGGUCAACCUCUCACCUUGAGGCACCACAGCCUCCUUUGCUGAGAACGGCGAAGUGGAACGGGUCAAGCGUGGUCCUCAGCUGGUGUGCUCCUUCAUCCUUUGUGAAAGCCUACAGGGUGACGGUUGGCGGGAUCGAGAGGCAGAUGUUCGGAAAGGACAGACGCAGCGGAGGCGUGGGUCUCAUUGAGAACAUCUCAGAGGUUUGCGUGGUGGCGCUGAAUAACGCCGGAGAGAGCGAGGCCUCGUGUGUGACGUACCAGCCCAAGGACCGGAGCUUGUCUCUGACAGCGGGGCUCAUAGGAGGCGCUUUGGCUCUCUUGCUGCUCCUCUUGCUGGCUCUCCUGCUCUGGAGGCGUCGGCAGCAAAGGAAGCAUCAAAACAGCAUCUCCGUCAGAGGCACUGCUGAAACUUAAAUGACAACACACAAUUUCUUAUGAGACACCUUUGACGGCAAACUGGAACAAAUGUUUUUCUUUGUAAAUACAGCCACAAAAGAGCUCUUUUCUCUUUAUUUCUCAAAAGCCUGAUUCUGACAAGGAUCAUAUAUACUGCCCCUACAAAAAGAGUUCACUAUUUAAAAAAAAAACAUGACAGUUUAAAUGAAUGGGCAAUGAUCUGACAUAUAUGAUACAUAUUACAUUGUGUAACAGGAUACGCAAUAGAAACUAGGUGGGUGGAACAAUAGAAUAAAAAACAAUUGAGUCGACAAUAAAAUCAUGAAAACAUGAUUUUUUUUAAAUUAGAUUGUGCAUUUGUAAGCAAGUGGCUGGAGAGUGUUUUUUUUUUUUUUUUUACCAUGCAAACAGUUGCCAGCGAGAAACCGUUCACAAUGUGUGGGAGUGAAGUAUAGGUGCUAAUUCCUUUGCCAAGUUUUAGAGGAAAAAUAAAUCCGUGAUGACACAUUUUACAGAUAAACAGCAGACAGAUAAAUUUCUUUUUACAUAAACCAGAGCUGUGCAUGUUUCUGCAUGUAGAGUUGGGACCUCCAGACACUACAAGCAAUCUAAAUACUGAAUGGGACAGAUUCCAAAAAAAUAUAGCAGGGUUGUUUGUUCAGAGUAAACCCAUUUGUACGGUAAUGAUGUUGUCACUUGAGGUGAAACACAUGUAAAAGGUUAAAAUCGUAUUUAAGACCAAGAGGUAACUGGCAUGUUGAAAGUAUUAUAUAAACAUAAUGAAUGUAUUUAUAAUGUCAGAACAUUUUGGUGGCAUUGAUUGCAUGGUUUAGCUCUCUGUGAGAGAUUUGUUUUUGUUAAUAUGUGAUUUUUUUAAAUAAAUGCACACCAAACAAGGCUUGAUUCUGACUACUGCACUGUAAAUUUCUUAAUGGUUCUGACUAUUAAACAGCAUUCCACUCCAA